AUGCCCAAAUCAAAUACUGAUAGGUCAAGGAUUUUUCGAAGUAAGUUGAAACAAGACAAAGAAAAAUAUGAUGUAUACAAAUGCAAUGACAAGGAAAGGAAAAGACUUGCAAGAAAGAAACCAAAGUCUGAAACUCCUGAGGAAAUUGAAAAGAAAAAGAAGGCAAACAGAGACCGUGUUAGGAAAUUUCGUUUAUUGCAAAAGGCUAAAAAGUCAAAUGGCGCUUCUGGUUCUGGCAAAGAUAUCCCAGACCACACUGGGGCGUAUAGCACUCCUCAAGCCUUGGGUAAAGCAGUUGGGAAAGUCAAGCCUUAUCUGCCAAAGAGCCCAAGGAAGAGGAAAGCUGUAAUUGUGAAGCUUGCCUCAGCUGCUGGAAUACAACCCAAGAAAAGCAAGACCUCUGGCAACAAGAGCAUCUCUGCAGAAACUGCUGCAAAAGUGAAAGAAUUUUACCUACUUGACUCGGUGUCAAGGCAGUCUCCUGGAAGGAAAGAUGUCAUUGUGUGCCGUAACAAGGAGGGAGGAAAGGAAUAUCUCCAGAAACGUCAUCUUCUUUACUCUCUGAAAGAAGCUCAUGCUCUUUUUUUAAAGGAAAACCCAUCUAUCAAGAUUGGAUUGACCAAAUUUAGUUUAUUGAGACCAACAAAUGUGCUUCUGUCAUCAGACUUGCCAAGAAAUGUGUGCCUUUGCAAGUACCACGAGAACAUUAAACUCCUUUGUGAUUGUUUGUCUAAAGAAAUAACAGGGUUCCCUUGCUAUUCUGGUGAUUUUGUAAACAACUUUGUCUGCAUUGAUUCUGAUUCAGAAGAAUGCAUGCUGAGAAAAUGUGCCUGCUGUCCAUCUUGGCUAGAAGAGCUUGAAUAUGAGGAUUCAGCUGUCACAUGGUAUGAGUGGGAGCAAGUGAGUGUACAGGUGCCAGGAAAAAUCAAGAAUAAAUCUAAGAUUAUCAAAAAAAUGCAGAAACUUUGCAAGGAAGGCACAGUUAAGGAAGCAUUGUCAUCCUUGGAGGAGAAGGUCCCAUAUUUCCUUGAGCACGUCUUUUUGAAAAGAAAGCAAUCAAAGUAUUUUGAGGAUAAACUUACAAGUAUUGAUACUGAUGAAGCUGUGGUGCAGAUAGAUUUUGCAGAAAACUACACUUGUAAAUAUCAGGAUGAAAUUCAGUCAGCUCACUGGAGCCAGAAUCAGGUGACCCUGUUCACAAUAGCUAUGUGGACAAAACAAGAGGGUGACAGAAAAUGUGAAUCACGUGUUAUCAUUUCAGAUGAGUUGAAGCACGAUAAGAAGGCUGUGGCUGUCUUUUUGUGGGAAGUGAUCUCAGGGUUAAAAGUGAGGCAUCCUGGAGUCAACAAGGUUUACAUUUUUUCUGAUGGGCCAAGCUCUCAAUUUAAGAACAGAUUUAUGGCCAACUUUUUACACAAAUUAGAAGAAUUAGUUCAUAUCCAGUGGAAUUACUUUGCCACCUCACAUGGGAAGGGUGCUGUGGAUGGCAUUGGUGGAACAGUAAAGCGUCUUGUAUGGAAUGCAGUGAUGUCUGAAAAUUCCAACAUUGUGUACAAUGCACAGUCAUUCUUCCAAGUGGCCAGCAGCCUUACCAUGAAUGUAGAGGUUACUUUUAUCCCAGAGAAAGAAAUUAAUGAGAAGAUGGCUUCAUUAGGUCUGAAUAAAYGUUUCUCUGAAGCACCCUCAGUUCCUGGUAUCUCUCGUUUUCACUGUAUCGAGCCUGAUGGGGAGGGUUUCCUUACCUGUCGCCUUUAUACUACCCAGACAGCCACACAAAGCCUAGCGUUUGAUGUUUAUCCAUAUCUUGAAAGUGAUUUUGAUGAUGAUUCUGAUGAUGAAGAUGAAGCAGAAGAUUUAGAUGACAGUUUCGAUGUUGAAUCUGAUCAAGAUUCUAACUUAGGCCACUCAGAGGAAAGGGACAGUGAUGAUGUUGAGUUUGUUAAAGAGUCCCUAAAGUCUUCAGAUGGAAAUUCAUCUGAUGACACAUGUCAUCAGUGCACAGUUGAGAUGGGUUUACCAGACAAUCUUAGGUCUGUCUUCAGCCAAUCAACACCAUAUAACCCUCCCCAGUAUAUAUUAAAUGAAGUUGAGGCUGUCCUGAAAGGCUUGAUUGAUUUCAAUGGGAGUCAACUGAUUGCGCCUUCUGAUUUGGAAAGCUUAGUCUAUACUGUUUCUAAGUCUGCCACAGAUGUUACAUCCACAGACAAAUGGCUAACCAAUUUCAUAAUUGAUGAAUAUAUGAAGCUUAUUCAAAUUGCAAGCAAAGAAAAUGGAAUAGACAUUAUAACAGUUUCUUGGGAAAGUUUUGAAGCAAGAAAUGCCAAUGAAAUCUCAGAGCUACUCCAAAAAAGUCACAGCUCCCCCCUGUCCUCAGAUAUGAUUAUAGUCCCAUGCAACGGGAGGUCCUCUCAGCACUGGACUCUUCUUGUAGCACAACCAAAGGAAAAUAUUGUCUUGGUUUUAGACAGUAAGCCUGGGGAUUUUGUUAAGCCUCCAACACAGAAGGCCAUAGGUAAAAUGGCAUCUGUCCUUAAAGGGCUGGACACCAAUGUUGACCUGAGUAAGUGGCAUUUUUUCUGCAAUGGCAAAGAUGAAAUCCCACAGCAGGGUAAAGGAAAUGACUAUGACUGUGGUGUAUAUCUCUGUAUUUAUGCCAGAUGUCUUGCUUUACCAACUCAAAUAGUAGAUGAGCAGGCAUUAAUCCUUUUUAGACAAU
Messenger RNA from Actinia tenebrosa (Australian red waratah sea anemone), 2716 nucleotides. RefSeq lists its product as uncharacterized. Gene Ontology annotation, biological process: proteolysis. The record is from RefSeq and is a predicted model, not a curated record. Lineage: Eukaryota; Metazoa; Cnidaria; Anthozoa; Actiniaria; Actiniidae. Gene Ontology annotation, molecular function: cysteine-type peptidase activity.